UUUUUUUCUUUUUUCUUUUUUCUUUUUUUUCUUUUCUUUUAUGGCCUAUAUUACACGCCGUUUUUUUCAUAUGACUAAAUCUUUAAAUCAAGUAUACGAUUAUCUUGUUAUUGGUGGUGGUUCCGGUGGUCUUGCCUCUGCUCGUCGUGCUAGUGGGAUCCAUGGUGCCAAAGUGGCCCUUGUAGAAGCUCAACAUCGUUUAGGUGGUACUUGUGUCAAUGUGGGUUGUGUACCUAAGAAGGUCAUGUGGAAUGCAGCCUCGAUUGCCGAAGCUUUACGGGAUGCUAAACAAUAUGGAUAUGAAAACCAAGAUAAACCUGCAAGCAUUAAUUGGAAUGUGAUCAAACAGAAACGGGAUGCCUAUGUAAAACGAUUGAAUGGGAUUUAUGAACGUAAUCUCGGAAAUGAUAAAGUAGAUCAUAUUCAAGGCUUUGCUAGCUUUAUCGAUAAGAAUACCAUUCAAGUUCAACCUACAGAGGGUGACGCUAUUCAAGUUCAAGCUAAGAAUAUAUUGAUUGCUCCAGGAGGUCAUCCAGUGAUGCCUAAUAUCCCAGGUGCUGAACUUGCUAUCAACUCUGAUGGCUUUUUCGAUUUGGAAGAACAACCUAAACGUGUGGCAGUGAUUGGUACUGGUUAUAUUGGUAUUGAAUUGGCUGGUAUCUUCAACACUUUGGGUAGUCAUACAACUGUAUUUUCUCGUACUCAACAAAUCUUGCGGAACUUUGAUCCCAUCAUCAAGGACAAUUUAUUAAAGGAAAUGCAAUCCGUAGGUGUGGAUUUUGCUUUCGAUACCAAGGUCAAGGCAUUGAAACGCAAAGAUGAUAAAAGUAUUGAAAUUGAAUAUGAAUCAGCUGGUCAACCUGCGACUUUGAAUGUGGAUUGUGUAUUAUGGGCUACUGGUCGUGAUCCUAAUGUACAAGGAUUGAAUCUAACUGCUGCUGACGUCAAAUCAACUGAACGUGGUCAUAUUCUUGUAGAUGAAUAUCAAAAUACAUCUGUACCUGGUCUUUAUGCUUUGGGUGAUGUUUGUGGACGUGAAGAAUUGACUCCAGUUGCUAUUGCGGCAGGUCGAAAAUUGGCUGAUCGUUUGUUUGGAGGACCACAAUUCAAGGAAUCCAAAUUGGAUUACAAUAAUAUUCCUACUGUUGUUUUCUCACAUCCUACAGCAGGUACUCUUGGUUUGACAGAACCUGAAGCACGUGAACAAUAUGGUGAUGAAAAUGUCAAGGUAUAUACUUCCAAAUUUGUCAAUAUGUACUUUGCUAUGUUGGAACAUAAGGAACCUACAGCUUAUAAACUAGUGGUGGUUGGCAAGGAAGAAAAAGUGGUUGGUGUUCAUUUAUUGGGUCGUGGUAGUGAUGAAAUCUUACAAGGUUUUGGUGUGGCUGUACGUAUGGGUGCUACCAAGAAAGAUUUUGAUAACUGUGUGGCUAUUCAUCCUACUGCUGCUGAAGAAUUGGUGACUAUGCGAUAAAUGAAUGAAUUUGAUUUUAUUUUAGUCAUUGUAGAUUUAGAUUUGUAUUUCAAUAAACAACUUCUUUGGUUUUGACAUU
Messenger RNA from Halteromyces radiatus, 1553 nucleotides. RefSeq lists its product as uncharacterized. Gene Ontology annotation, cellular component: mitochondrion; cytosol. Bases 41 to 1474 code for a protein of 477 amino acids. Gene Ontology annotation, molecular function: flavin adenine dinucleotide binding; glutathione-disulfide reductase (NADPH) activity; NADP binding. Gene Ontology annotation, biological process: cell redox homeostasis; glutathione metabolic process; cellular response to oxidative stress. The record is from RefSeq and is a predicted model, not a curated record. Lineage: Eukaryota; Fungi; Mucoromycota; Mucoromycetes; Mucorales; Cunninghamellaceae. The transcript has 5 exons.